Saimiri boliviensis boliviensis (Bolivian squirrel monkey) is the source of this 951-nucleotide messenger RNA. It is a transcript of the gene FAM9B, whose product is annotated as family with sequence similarity 9 member B. Lineage: Eukaryota; Metazoa; Chordata; Mammalia; Primates; Cebidae. Gene Ontology annotation, biological process: meiotic cell cycle; spermatid development. The record is from RefSeq and is a predicted model, not a curated record. Gene Ontology annotation, cellular component: synaptonemal complex.
AUGGUCGGUCCUUUAAGGGAAGGAGAGGCGUGGCAGCAGGGGUUUGGCAUCAGGCAGUCAGUCACCCGCAUGCGCAUGCGCACUGAGUUGACCAAUCAGCGAGGAGCGCGGGAAGCCAGGCGGGGUCUCUUUCUCAGAGCGUCUCCUGGUGCCAGUGUACGCAGAUUCUGUGAAGGAGACCUAUCAGGGGUCCCUCAGGGGACUCGGGGAGGGCCAGCCCCACCCAUCUUGAACCUGCGAUCCCGAUGGCUUUCCUUUCCGGCGCCUCCUUUCCUUAGUUUCCUUAUGUCUUUGUGCUCACCAGGUUCAGGGGUCGCCUCUAGCUUCCUAGGACGGCCAGCCAUGGCACCCGUCAGAAGGAAGCGCCGCAGGAGGGCUGCCAAGACCCAGCUGAAGGCUCAAGUUAUGGCCUCCCAGGACAAGGAGCAAGCAGGAAAGGAUCAAAUAAGCGAUGAGCGUGAGGAGAGAAAUCCUUUUACAGAAACAGGGAAGGAAGAUGUAACUGCUGGGCAUGGGGAAACAGAACCUUUUGCUGAAACACAUGAACACAAGGGGGUUGAUACCAAGAAGCCAGAAGAUAUUGCCGUUGGUGCAAAUAAUUUCAAAAAUUAUCCUGUACAUAUUUUCAUCUCUAGUGAACAACGUAUUUUACUUGAGUGUUCCCUAAGCAAGCAGAAACGUGAUUAUAAACAUUCUCUGAAGUUGCUGAAUGUCCUUGAUAAAUGCAUCACAGAUGAGCAGAAAAAUGAAGAAGAAGAAGAGAGAGAAGAAGAAGAACUAAUUAAAAUAUUUCAAGAACAACAGAAGAGGUGGUACCGAUAUAGAAGUCUUAGGAGAGAGAGGCUGAGAGCGAUGAAGCUGCUACGUGAGCAAUUCGUAAAGGUUAUCAAGAAGUUUGAAGACUAUUAUCGUGGAGUUUUUUAUGAUGAAGACAAUGAAUUUGAUAACUAG